GGCUCCUUUCGGCUCCCCUCGGCUCCUUUCGGUUCCCCCCGCUUCCCUUCGUUCCCUCUCGUCUCUUUCCGUCUCCCCCCGUCCCCCCUCGUUUCUCCCAUCCCGGUAAUGGCGGCCGGUCGCCGCUCCCCGCCGUGUCGGUGCUGCUCUCCCCGUGUCGCGGUGCCCAGCGUUCACCAGAGCCUGUCUGAGAUGGACUUCGAGCGGGGGAUCUGGGCGGCAGCUCGGGACGGCGACGAGCAGCGGGUGCUGCAGCUGCUGGAGCGGAGCGGGGAGCCCAGCCGGCCCGACACGGCGGGAUACACGGCGCUGCACUACGCCAGUCGGAACGGCCACGUGUCGGUUUGCCGGUUGCUGCUGCAGCGCGGGGCUCAUUGCAACGCCCGAACACACGGCGGGGCCACGGCGCUGCACCGGGCGUCGUACUGCGGGCACGUGGAGGUGGCGCGGCUGCUGCUGGAACACGGAGCUGAACCGGGGGCGGCCGAUGGGGACGGACGGACCAGCCUCCAUAAGGCGGCGGAGCGCGGACACCGGGAGCUGUGUGUCCUCCUGCUGCAGCACAGCCCCGGUUUGGUGGCAGCUCGUGAUGCCAAAGGACGGAGCGCCCGGGAUACGGCCCACCCCGCGGUGUGGGACCUGCUGGACGGAGCUGCCCGGAUAGAUGGUGCCCCUCCAGCAGCACCGAUCGCUUCAUAAACAUCACGAACGCAACAAAAAGGCCUAAAGAACGAGCGCGGCUCCUCGCUCGGUACCGUCCCGAGCCCAUAAACCCGCAUUGACUCAAUACGGUACCGGGAUCCGAACCGAGCGCUGGCCCUUUAAGGCCACACCGCUACUUCCGCUUCCGCAUUCUAUCCUCACCCUCCCAACCAAUCAGCGGCAGUUUUGUUAGCUCCCUCAUUCCUCUCAACCAAUCGGAGAGCGCCACCCCCUCACCAUCGCGGCGCUGUAAACAAGGAUUUAAAGGGGCCGCGUCCCAUUUUUACCCUUUCACCCCCCCCCAACCGGAACGUUCCGAACCGCCACAAAGAUAAAGGAUUUUAUUAAACCAACCGACAUCAAAUAAAAUAAAGUUCCUUAAUCCACAACCCGGACUGAGGGGGGGCUGCAAAGGGCCCGACCCCCCCCACCCCAUAAUAUACAAAUCAAACCAGAAAAUAAAUACAGAUUGUAGAGCUGGGAGGGGGGGGGGGGUCGUUGCAUAGAGGAAGAUUGAAUAAAAAAAGGGGUUUUUUUGUUUUAAUAUCACCGUGGUUCAUUAUUAUUAAUUAUUAUUAAUUAUUAUUAUUAUUCCCGGCAGCACAACCCGGCCCUGAUCGUCGCGAUGUGAUUAAUGUCAUUAAUCCCCCCCCCCCAUACACACCCC
Messenger RNA from Coturnix japonica (Japanese quail), 1369 nucleotides. Lineage: Eukaryota; Metazoa; Chordata; Aves; Galliformes; Phasianidae. The record is from RefSeq and is a predicted model, not a curated record.